Molecule: messenger RNA, 495 nt
Organism: Phanerochaete carnosa HHB-10118-sp
Lineage: Eukaryota; Fungi; Basidiomycota; Agaricomycetes; Polyporales; Phanerochaetaceae
Exons: 1
Coding region: 1-495 (164 amino acids)
Source: RefSeq, a predicted model, not a curated record
AUGAACAGUAUCAAAUACCGUGGUCAUUCCACUUUGCUAAAACAAACAGAACACAAGCUUAUCAUUCCUGAUAGCAAACAUUACUUUCUUCAGAAAUUUGGGCAUGACCACCGCUUAUACGUGCAUAUGACCAGAUUCAUAACUGGGUAUUUUUCUCAUGGAGAAUUCCAUAAUAAAAUGAAUCUUGAAGGCAGUCGAACGUGUUUAUGCACAAAUGCCUAUGAGACAAGAGAUCAUAUCUUGUAUGAAUGCCCAUACUGGAUAAGAAAAAGCAAUAUCAAACCACCUAAAUGUGCGCCUGAUCAAACUCGACUAGAGCUGAUUUCAGCAGGAAAACAGCUUGAGCUCCAAAACAAGGAGCAGGUAGUCACAAUUGAUAACAUACACGAACUUCUGUUGCUCAAUCCACUUGUUGGAACCUUUGAGUGGCAGGACUUGAUGGAACACAUGCAAACAGAUGUGUUUCCACUGUGUGAUGCCAAUACCUCAGAUUGA